GUUCGCUGAAGGAAGGAUUACAUUGACCAGACAUUACUGCAAUAGAAAGAUCCAUCAUGCCACACUACAAGCUCAUGUAUUUCAAUCUGAGAGGAAGAGCAGAAAUCAUUCGCUAUCUGUUUGCCUAUUCAGGCAUAAAGUACGAGGACCACAGGAUAGAACAAGUUGACUGGCCCAAAAUCAAACCAACUAUCCCAUUUGGAAAAAUCCCCAUUUUAGAAGUGGAUGGAGUUACCCUUCAUCAGAGCCUGGCCAUAGCCAGAUACCUAGCCAAAGAAACAGGUCUGGCUGGUCAGACACCUCUGGAACAAGCUCUGGUUGAUGCCAUUGUGGACACCAUUGAUGACUUCAUGUCAAUGUUUCCCUGGGGAGAGAAAAAUCAGGAUGUGAAACAACAGAUAUUUAAUGACCUCCUCACUAAUACAGCUCCUGGGCUACUACGAGAUUUGGACAGUUUCUUAGGGGAUAAUAAGUGGCUGGUUGGGAAAUCUGUAACCUGGGCUGAUUUCUACUGGGAUGUGUGUAGUACAACACUUCGGUUCCUUAAGCCUGGCCUGGCAGACAACUACCCUAAACUUUUGGCUCUGAAAGAGAGAGUACAAGCCCUUCCUGCUAUUGCAGACUGGAUUCAGCAAAGACCAAAGACUACACUGUAGAUCAGCUUUUCUGGUUUUGAAGAACAUGUUUAUGUGUAUUUUUUUAACAUAACCCCAGCACCUCUAAUUUCUUCUAAAGUUACUAAUUUACAAAAAUUAAGAAGACUCAAUGCCU
Messenger RNA from Terrapene triunguis (Three-toed box turtle), 771 nucleotides. RefSeq names its product hematopoietic prostaglandin D synthase (gene HPGDS). Gene Ontology annotation, molecular function: glutathione transferase activity. The coding region runs from base 57 to 656 and encodes 199 amino acids. The transcript is spliced from 6 exons. The record is from RefSeq and is a predicted model, not a curated record. Gene Ontology annotation, biological process: glutathione metabolic process. Lineage: Eukaryota; Metazoa; Chordata; Testudines; Emydidae.